This is a messenger RNA of Polyodon spathula (Mississippi paddlefish), 2632 nucleotides long. RefSeq names its product phosphatidylserine decarboxylase (gene pisd). The record is from RefSeq and is a predicted model, not a curated record. Gene Ontology annotation, molecular function: phosphatidylserine decarboxylase activity. Lineage: Eukaryota; Metazoa; Chordata; Actinopteri; Acipenseriformes; Polyodontidae. The transcript has 7 exons. The coding region runs from base 653 to 1720 and encodes 355 amino acids. Gene Ontology annotation, biological process: phosphatidylethanolamine biosynthetic process. Gene Ontology annotation, cellular component: mitochondrion.
CACAUCUACACAUGCUGCUUCCGUUCACAGGGCUGUGCACACAUCUACACGUGCUGCUUCCGUUCACAGGGCUGUGCACACAUCUACACGUGCUGCUUCCGUUCACAGGGCUGUCCCCAUGCAGGGAAACUGGGUGGUGAUGUGUGCUUCAUUUCUCUUGUAUUUUGUGCAGCAGAUUAUCCCAUCUGCACGCUUGUUACUUGUACAGGAUGCAGAACGUUCAGUCUGCCACGCUCGCUCUGCCGAGAUGAGACGGGGCAGGUUAAUUUGCUAACGGAGAGGCAGUCAGACUGGAGGAUUGCUGACCUACAUUCAGGUGGUUGCUCACAGGGACCUGGCUGGCUGGCAGUUUAGCAGGGUUCCUCUUUAGACACCUGUCUCCAUGCGCUGGUGUUGCUGAGCUUUUCAUCUCGCUUGUAGAGCUGGCUGUGGAAACUGGGCAGCCCCUGAUUCAGUGGAAUAGCAGAUCGCUGCAGUCUGUCUGCUGACCCGAGUCAUGGAGCUCCUGUGAGGUUGUAGCCAGACAGUGAGUCGCGAUGUUCGGCUGGGAUAAUCUUGAGCCUCCUGUUGCACUAAUCGAAUUGAAGACGUUGGAAGUAGGUUACACUUCCCCCAGCUGGCUCUGAGACGCAGGCUGGGUCAGCUGAGCUGUAUGUCCAAGCCUGCCCUGAAGCUGCGCUCCUGGCCUCUCUCCUUCCUCUAUUACUUCCUGCCCUUCGGUGCUCUUAAACCCCUCUCCAAAGUGGGAUGGAGGCCGAGCAGCAGGGUCGCCCUGUACAAGUCGAUCCCCACACGCUUGCUGUCCCGGGCGUGGGGCCGGCUCAAUCAGGUGGAGCUGCCGACCUGGCUGCGGAAACCAGUGUACAGCCUGUACAUCUGGACCUUCGGGGUGAACAUGAAGGAGGCGGCUGUGGAGGAGCUACACCACUACAGGAACCUCAGCGAGUUCUUCAGAAGGAAGCUGAAGCCACAGGCCCGCCCCGUCUGCGACUCGCACUGUGUGAUCAGCCCCUCGGAUGGCAAGAUCCUCCAUUUCGGGCGGGUGAAGAACUGUGAGGUGGAGCAGGUGAAGGGAGUCACCUAUUCCCUGGAAACCUUCCUCGGCCCGCACACCUGGGCAGACCUGAACAUUAAGAAGAGUGAAGAUGACACAGGCUCGUUCCAGGAUCUUCUGGUAACGAAGGAGGGUAACCAGCUGUUCCACUGUGUGAUCUACCUGGCACCUGGAGACUAUCACUGCUUCCACUCUCCCACAGACUGGCGCGUGGCACACCGACGCCACUUCCCAGGCUCCCUCAUGUCGGUGAACCCUGGCGUUGCCCGCUGGAUAAAGGAGCUGUUCUGUCACAAUGAGCGUGUGGUCCUCAGUGGAGAGUGGACGCACGGCUUCUUCUCGCUCACCGCGGUCGGGGCCACUAAUGUAGGAUCCAUCCGCAUUUACUUUGACGGGGAGUUACACACAAACAGCCCUCGCUACAACAAAGGAUCUUUUAAUGACUUUAGCUAUAUCUCCAACAACAACAAAGAUGGGGUGACCAUGCGGAAAGGGGAGCACCUGGGGGAGUUCAACCUGGGGUCCACCAUCGUCCUGCUCUUCGAGGCCCCCAAAGACUUUACCUUUAACAUCAGCGCUGGGCAGAAGAUCCGCUUUGGAGAAGCCCUCGGGACCAUGAGAGGGAAUGUAACGGAUGCGGAAAAGGACUCCGAACGGGACGUGUGAGCUGCAGCAAAGAGGAGCGAGAGACGCCAGACUACUGGAAGAGUUAUUAUCUUCUACCCAGGACCGGCAUGAAUGUACUUGAGACAACAUGCUGCUUUUUACAUUCUCUCUGUCUCUCUCUCUCUCUCUCCUCAUCGCUUGCUAUGAUGAGAACAGUGCCAGUAGUUGCUUCUAUCAGAGGGAAGUUUUUUAUUCUUAGUCACACUGAAAGAUUAUUUUUUCCACCCUGUUUUUUUAAAAUCCCCACAAAAUUGCAUACACUGUAAGCAGCACCUUUUAUAAAAACCCACAGAAACACGCACACAGGAAAAGAAAAAAACGUUAUGUAAAUCAAGUUCGGAGCCACAAUUCUCUCACAACUUUCUUCACACAACUUUUUACUAAUGAGUUGAGUCUUGGCUGGAGACCUAGUGGUGGUCAACAAUCCACUAGUUUAAAGACACAGUGCUGAACUCUAGUACAUGUCUGUUUCGUUUCCUUGUCGUGCCAAAAAGGUUGUACUUUUUUUUUUUUUUUUUUAUAAGGGGCUGUUAAUCUACACAGUAUAGGCUUUUGUUUUGCUGUUCCAUGUGGAAGCUAUGUGAUGACAUGGCUUGUCAGUCUGUCUUGUUUGCUCUGUCACACUUAAGAACCUGGCUGGCCACCAGCCACGCACACAUACACGGAACUCGAACCCUGACAGAACUCUACGCAUUACCAGUGUCUCCUGGCUUGAUCACGCAGAAAAAUUACAAAAACAAGGGGCAGGUUGAUGCUAAGAACUUUCUAGGCUGAGUAGCUCCGACUAGAGAACCCACUGGGUGAUUUCAAGUUAGUUAUGCAGUAUUUUUUAUAUGUAAUGUAAAAUACUUGAAUCAUGUACUCAUUUAACACUGCAUAUGUUUUAAAUAAAAAAAAUGUCAUUAAUACAAA